AGUCUCGACCCUCGUGCUCGUCUCUCUCAUACAUUUCCUCACUCGUCUCUCUCACCUUUUGCCCUCUAUAUCUGUGUCGUGUCCUCUCUCUUUCUCUCUCUAUCUAUCUCUCUCUCAAACCCUAGAGGAAGGAGUUAAAAGACGAGAGACCUUCCACUAUUUCCAAAGUCGUGAAAUCACCAGAGAUUUAGAUAUACCUCUCUCUCUCAUCCAAAAGACUUCACGAGUCCCCAAAGAGAAAAAAAAAACCCUAUUUCCAAAGAUGAAGAACAAUAACAACAAAUCUUCUUCUUCUUCUAGCUAUGAUUCUUCUUUGUCUCCUUCUUCUUCAUCUUCCUCUCACCAGAACUGGCUCUCUUUCUCUCUCUCCAAUAACAACUUCAAUUCUUCCUCAAACCCUAAUCUCACUUCCUCUACAUCAGAUCAUCAUCAUCCUCACCCUUCUCAUCUCUCUCUCUUUCAAGCUUUCUCCACUUCUCCAGUCGAACGGCAAGAUGGGUCACCGGGAGUUUCAACCGGCGAUGCCACGGCGGUUCUUUCCAUUUACCCCGGCGGUCCUAAACUUGAGAACUUCCUCGGCGGAGGAGCCACAACGACGACAACAAGAUCAAUGCAACAAGUGCAAUCUCUCGGAGGUGUUGUCUUCUCUUCCGACCUACAGCCACCGCUUCAUCCUCCCUCCGCGGCCGAGAUCUACGACUCGGAGCUCAAAUCAAUAGCCGCUAGCUUCCUCGGAAACUACUCCGGUGGACACUCGUCAGAAGUCUCUAGCGUUCAUAAGCAACAACAGAACCCUCUAGCUGUCUCAGAGGCUUCGCCCACUCCAAAGAAGAACGUAGAGAGUUUUGGACAACGUACUUCGAUUUAUAGAGGAGUCACAAGACAUCGAUGGACUGGAAGAUACGAAGCUCAUCUAUGGGAUAAUAGUUGCCGAAGAGAAGGCCAAAGUAGAAAAGGAAGACAAGUUUAUUUAGGUGGUUAUGAUAAAGAAGAGAAAGCAGCUAGAGCUUACGACCUUGCAGCUCUUAAGUAUUGGGGUCCUACAACUACGACUAAUUUCCCGAUAUCAAAUUACGAGUCUGAACUUGAAGAGAUGAAACACAUGACUCGACAAGAGUUCGUUGCUUCUCUAAGACGCAGUGGAUUCUCUAGGGGUGCCUCCAUGUACAGAGGUGUCACUAGACAUCAUCAGCAUGGUCGAUGGCAGGCACGAAUUGGAAGAGUUGCCGGCAACAAAGACCUUUAUCUUGGCACAUUUAGCACUCAAGAGGAGGCUGCAGAAGCUUACGAUAUAGCAGCGAUCAAAUUCCGCGGUCUAAAUGCAGUCACCAAUUUCGACAUCAGUCGAUAUGACGUCAAAUCUAUAGCUAGCUGUAAUCUCCCUGUGGGUGGACUAAUGCCUAAACCGUCUCCAGCAACCGCAGCAGCUGAGAAAACCGUUGAUUUAUCUCCAUCCGACACUCCAUCACCGACGACACCGUCUCUGACCUUCAAUGUGGCAACAACGGUCCAUGACCAUGGAGGAACUUUUUACCACACUGGAAUACCAAUCAAACCAGACCCGGCUGAUCAUUAUUGGUCCAGCAUCUUUGGAUUCCAGGCAAACCCGAAAGCCGAGAUGCGACCAAUAGCAACCUUUGGGUCGGAUCUUCAUAACCCCUCCCCAGGUUAUGCUAUAAUGCCGGUAAUGCAAGAAGGCGAAAACAACUUUGGUGGUAGUUUUGUUGGGUCUGAAGUGUAUAACAAUCAUUCCGCUCAUUCGAGCCCGGUCUCAGCAAUUCCGCUGUCAUCGACAACGAAUGGUAACGAAGGGUAUGGUGGAAACAUUAACUGGAUUAAUAACAACAUUUCAGAUUCUUACCAAACUGCAAAGUCUAAUCUCUCUGUUUUGCAGACACCAGUUUUUGGGUUAGAAUGAGUUCUCUCAUAGACCAAAAAAAAGGAUGUAAGAAAGAAAGAUAAAAAAGGCUCUGUUUGAAGAAAUCAGAUAUUUUCUUCUUAGAUUAUUUAAGUAGUUUAAAAUAUAAAGUUUUUCACUUUUAUGUUUGUCUGCUGACCGCGAAUUUAGCUGGAUCUGACAGUACUAACUCUUUGUUUAAUGACCUUAUGGGGUUCUCUUUCCACUUUCCAGAACUUUUUUAUUUACUUUUUUAUUUAUUUUUUUCAUUUUUUAUGUUGUGUGGACAAUAUGUGAAUAAAUGAAAGGUGGAAAUCAAACCAUAUUCGGUAACUUAAA
Messenger RNA from Arabidopsis lyrata subsp. lyrata, 2236 nucleotides. Its product is annotated as AP2-like ethylene-responsive transcription factor AIL5. The transcript is spliced from 9 exons. Gene Ontology annotation, biological process: regulation of DNA-templated transcription. The record is from RefSeq and is a predicted model, not a curated record. Gene Ontology annotation, molecular function: DNA-binding transcription factor activity; DNA binding. The coding region runs from base 263 to 1918 and encodes 551 amino acids. Lineage: Eukaryota; Viridiplantae; Streptophyta; Magnoliopsida; Brassicales; Brassicaceae.